Bipolaris sorokiniana ND90Pr is the source of this 555-nucleotide messenger RNA. RefSeq lists its product as uncharacterized. The transcript is spliced from 2 exons. Bases 1 to 555 code for a protein of 184 amino acids. The record is from RefSeq and is a predicted model, not a curated record. NCBI's taxonomy places the organism in Eukaryota, Fungi, Ascomycota, Dothideomycetes, Pleosporales, Pleosporaceae.
AUGUCUGCUAAGGUGACUGAGGAAGCUUCUAUCAAGGUCCUUCGCACUCAGUUGCAACAGCAAACGAAUUCGUUGUUGGACGUCGACAUCCAAUUAAAAGCCUUAGAAGAGCCUCCUUCAAUAGGGAAAUGCUUUGACACUCAAGACAAGAACGAUACUACUGAGGCGAAAACUAGUGACGCCAAGAUCCAAGACAUGUUGCAAGCUCUUGGGCAGAUGGCCGCAACCAUUAUUACUUCUAGAGAUAUGGUCCCGACAAGCCCCCAGGAACCUCUACAUCAGCUCUCUCUACCGCAGCUUACCUUGCCACAUAACCACUUCAAGGAGCAAGCAUCGACUCCACGAUAUCCAUGCGAACCCUCACAACUUUUUGAGAAUAUGGUCUCAACUAUUCAGAAAGCACAAGUCAAGCUUGAAGACAGUGGAGUUCCUGAACGUGGCUAUCUUUUGCUACAGCUGGAGUCGACCCCUCUUGGCGAAGCUUUUGCCAACUUUUGGGGUGGGUGUGAAAACGCGUCCGAAGACAAGAAGGCAGUACAGAAGUUUGUGCUUUAA